CUCAUUAGGUUGUUUGCCGUUAGUGUAUCAUAAUUUAUGUUAUUGAAAUGUUAAUAUAUUGUUCAUGGAGUAGGCAUACUUAGCUUAUUCUUUUUGAGGACUUGUCGAGCUAAUUUUUACGACAUGGUGCUUCGUAAGCUGGAACUGAGGGAUGGAGUCAACAUUUACGUGGUUACCCAGCAGUCGUGGUCGGUACUUCCGCUGGUUCACCAACCGGGUCCGGCACUAGAACAUCCCAUCAGCCACAUCCGGUUCAGCUACACCGGAGGUCCACUGUGUCACUUCUCUUCCCAAUGUGUCAGGGCUACACAAGACAUCCAGAGAGUUCACAGGAUGAGUGGCCAUGCAGACAUCACUUACAAUUUCCUGAUUGGUGGCGAUGGGUUCGUGUACCAAGGGAGGGGAUGGUAUCAUCAAUGUGAUCUGCCAGCUGACCUUUCAACCCUAUCUCUCACUUGCCUGGACAUCGCAUACAUAGGCGACUUCUCUGGAGACGAACCCACAUACCUCAUGAUUUCAACUGCAUUGGAGCUUAUUAGAUACGGGAUAAAGCAAGGUUUCAUUAAACCUGGUUUUAGAAUUAUUCCGUUUCAAGAAAACUCAAGAAUUGAAAAUUUGAUAUAAUAAAGCUAAUUGCACUUUGCAUGUAUGUUUAUCUAGUUU
Molecule: messenger RNA, 663 nt
Organism: Macrosteles quadrilineatus (aster leafhopper)
Lineage: Eukaryota; Metazoa; Arthropoda; Insecta; Hemiptera; Cicadellidae
Product: peptidoglycan recognition protein 1-like
Exons: 4
Coding region: 124-624 (166 amino acids)
Biological process (GO): peptidoglycan catabolic process
Molecular function (GO): N-acetylmuramoyl-L-alanine amidase activity; zinc ion binding
Source: RefSeq, a predicted model, not a curated record